Molecule: messenger RNA, 1242 nt
Organism: Pseudonaja textilis
Lineage: Eukaryota; Metazoa; Chordata; Lepidosauria; Squamata; Elapidae
Source: RefSeq, a predicted model, not a curated record
UAGGAAGCAUAUUUAUUAUUUUACUUGUGAAAGGAGUAACAUAUGUUAAUUCAUUUCAAAACCACAUUUUUGCCUUUGGAAAGUGUGUUAUUCAUGAAAUUGUAAAAAUAAGAGCCUUUUCUAAUAAUGAAGUUAAAAAUAAUGAACGGUGAAAAUAAUUAUAUUGCAUUUACUUGUUUUGAUGGAUACAAUCUCUGAAAUAACCUCUUUAUGUUAUCAGUCUUCCUUGUAAACUAGGAAACCUUUCUCAGUUGAAAUUUUUAGCUCUGGAAGGAAAUCCUUUAAGAGCAAUCCGAAGGGAUAUUCUACAAAAAGGAACACAAGAAAUCCUGAAAUACCUUAGAAGCAAAAUACAAGAUGAUGAAAUAAUUAACCCAAAUGGAGAAUUUCCCAUGACAGCAAUGACUUUGCCAAGUCAGUCCAAAAUUAAUAUGCAUGCUAUUACUGUGCUGAAGACAUUAGAUUAUAGUGAGAAACAGGCCGUUGUAAUACCGGAUGAAGUUCUGAAUGCGGUUGGAGACAAUCCAGUCAGUAAUGUAAACUUCAGCAAGAAUAAUCUGACUGAAAUCCCAGCAAGGAUUGUGGAACUAAAAGAAUCUGUGAGUGAUAUUAAUUUGAGUUUCAAUAAGCUGUCUUCUGUUUCACUGGAGCUAUGUAUGCUUCAUAGACUGACACAUUUGGAACUCAGAAAUAACAUUUUGACAUCUCUGCCAGAUGAAAUGGAAGCAUUGACAAAACUACGGAUAAUAAAUAUUGCCUUUAACAGAUUUAAAAUAUUUCCAUAUGUCCUCUAUCGUAUCGUGACUCUUGAAGCCAUCCUUCUUGGAAAUAAUCAGAUUGGAUCCCUAGAUCCUCAACAGUUAAAGAAGAUGGAAAAGCUCAGUACUCUAGAUCUUCAAAACAAUGAUCUCCUACAGAUUCCACCAGAACUUGGGAAUUGUGACAAUCUCAGAGUACUUUUACUGGAAGGUAACCCUUUCCGAACUCCCCGUGCAGCUAUUCUGGCUAAGGGAACAGCUGCUGUGCUUGAGUAUCUGAGAAGCAGGAUUCCUACUGUUGCUGCUGAUAUGAACUAAAAAGUGUGCAACAUCUUACUUUCUGAAGAACGAAGAUCAUGGCGUUUGUUGUUGGGAAACUUACCUUGAAAAUGCGUAUGCUAGGAUGUUGCUUCUAGGGUUCUCAAAGGAUUUUAGCCUACCAGCAGGCAACUCAGGCUGUUCUUGGGGCUAUACUUGUAUGGCA